AUGAAAGCCCAGGGGGUAUACAAGCGUCUCUUGGACCCUACGUACGAAGCGAAACCGAUGUGCCCAGCGAAGAGGGGAUGGCAACAGAUCGGUGAUUUCGACAAGGAGCUCGAGGGGAAGCCAAAGCGGCCCUGGGAACCGCGGCCCAAGAAACCUGCUUGGGAGACCGACGAGGGCGACCAUGCCGUCGAUGAGGAGGUCGACGAGGACGCAGAUCAUGAGGAGGAGGAGGAGGAGGUGGACACCAGCUCAAACACAUCUACCAGCAGAUCGAGCAGCAGCAGCUCUAGCAGCUCGAGCAGCUCGAGCAGCGAAAGUGACGAUGACAAACCACCGCUGCCACCGCCAGCUGAAUCUCCUCCACCACGUGGGUUUCAUACCCGUUCAGGGGCCAACGCAGACUCGUGGGGCAUGCGCAGUUUGACUACGCGGUGGCGUGAUGACGACGUGAAUGGAUGGCAGAUCAAGUGCAAGAAUCCCAACCGUGACAGGUGCUCGAAGGAGAUGUCGAUUACUGUGGCGGGAGGUGCGGGUGAAUGCCGCCGUAUGCUAGAAACGCGGGUUCUUCUCGGGAGCGCUCGCCCCAAUCGACGCGAGCACAUGGAGGGUUACUCUCGGGAGAUGAUGCUGAGCAUGCUCCACGAUGGCUUCAUUCUAUCGGAGGCUGAAUUGGAUGCGAUGGUCCCUCACAGCCCACAUGGUGAUGAUGAAGCUCCAAUCGUCAUUGAUCCUGACGUUGCGCCUGUAGACGGCCCCGGACUCUUGGGCGAAAAGGCAGGUGACGUGCCAGAGGAUGUCCACGCCAGAAUGGAGGCCUUGGCAGCAACAGCCAGCAUGCCGAUAACUACUCCAGCACAGCGGGCAAAAAACAAUAUUUCCAGCAGCAGCUCGUACAAGGUACCAACCGCACUAGCGGAGGCGCUGAGGGGAGGCUACGUGCAUCCGAACCUGCCAGCCCCUGCAGGCUUGAAGUGGCGCUGCCGCGCAGGUGAGUGGUCGUUGAUCCCACGUGGAGGGUGA
Molecule: messenger RNA, 1020 nt
Organism: Prorocentrum cordatum
Lineage: Eukaryota; Dinophyceae; Prorocentrales; Prorocentraceae
Source: the annotation of a GenBank genome assembly